AUGUUCCAUCGUCCAUGGAUGAGAAAAGGAAAAUCUCUCUGUAGUUGUGCUGGAGGAGUAUCAUCUUAUCGUUUAUUCUACUCUGGAUUAGAUGAGUCCCGAGUUCAACGGCUCAAACGGUCUAGUAUGGUGUUUAAUAGACCCCGUGGACGAGAUACACUCUCUUUAGCGUUUGAACGUCGUAUUCAAAUCUUACCACUUUUUCAAAUAGGAGACUUGUAUAGAUUACCAUAUAAUAAACAACAACAGCCGUCUGUGAAGAAGAAGAAGAAAAAUGAUGAUAAUGAUAAUGAUGAGGAUAAUGAUGGAUCAAGUGAUAGAAUGAAAAAAUCACUGCAAGUACUUGUGGUGGAUUUAUUAUCAUUAAAUGAUGUGGAGGCCCCAGUGGCAUAUCCCGCUGCGCAUCCAUCCUAUUACACUGGAUGGAAAAGAAUGGAAGGAGAAUCAGUAAAAGUACAAUCACAAGAAAAAGAAGAAAAAGAAAAGGAAAUUUCAUCUUCAUUUGUGAAGAGUGAUGAGUUUGGAUAUACAUUACCAGCAGAAAAUAAACGACAUUUACGUCAGAAUGGUGAUACUACACUUUUACAUGGAUCUUUUUUAAAACGUUGUGAAGAUAUAAACAUUCGUUUUUUUGUAUCUCUUUGUAUUAAUCCAUACUUAGAUGUGGAACGAUAUCGUCGAGAAGAAGCACAAGUAGAGAUGAUAUCUGGUUAUCGUAAUAUAUUAUAUGAAGCUGCAGAAUUACCGAAUGGACCAGCAGAUAUUAUUUGUAUUCCUGCUCUUUCUUGUGAUACAUGUGGAAUGAAAUUUUAUCAUGAAAUUGGUAAACUAAAUCAACAAUCUCUUAUUAAAGGAUUUCAUCGUAUAUCUCAUGUUGCUAAAGAGUUAUUAAUAACGAAUCCUAAUUUUUCUGUAGAGGUGUAUGUUCCUCCAUUGUUAUUUUCACAAUUUACAUCAGCAUUUCAUGAAGAGGCAUGGGGGACGCCGGAGUCUACAUUAAAUCCCGGCCGAGUUGCAUUAUACCCCGGACUCCCACCACCCCGAUCAUUAUUAAUGUUUGAGGGUUGGGUGGGUAAACGGCCGGAGUUAAUAGAGGCGGUGUCCACAGAAGGAAAGAGUUUAAUGCGUGGAGUCCAAAAGACACUGGAUGGGAAAGAGAUUAAACCACAGGAGGUGCUUGCAGAGAUUCGUGUAUUUGGCCGUGAACGGGAACAGAAGGAGAUGUUGGAAAAAGAACAGGAAACGGCAGUGAAGGAGGGAUUGAUGAGAGAGAAGUCGGAUGAUGAUUAUCAUCAUGAACAGCUGCAUUCAGGUAUCAAUAAUCUGUAA
Molecule: messenger RNA, 1329 nt
Organism: Trypanosoma theileri
Lineage: Eukaryota; Euglenozoa; Kinetoplastea; Trypanosomatida; Trypanosomatidae
Exons: 1
Coding region: 1-1329 (442 amino acids)
Source: RefSeq, a predicted model, not a curated record